AAACGAGAAAGAAGAGGAGAUAGAUAACGAUCGCCGAUCGAGUAUGAGACAGGUGGAAAGGAAGCUCGGACGACAGUCGAACGUGCGUGAGUGCACCGAUAGGACGAGCGAGGAGAGUAUCGAGUCGCUAAGUACGAAGAGAGAGAGUUGGAAAGUAGGCUCUUAAGUCGUACGGUCAGUUCACGAUUGCUUCUGCGGACGAUCGCUCCUAGCAAUGAUCCCCGCUUUCUGCGUGCUCUUACUCUUCGGUCUAAGUCAUGUCGAAUCGAUGGAACUCCCAUCGAUAUUCGAGGUCGAAGAUUCGAUCAAUCGAACGGUCAGCGAAGUCGAAAGGUUGAUCAACGAAAAUCCAAGCUUGCCUCGACUGUCCCGAAGCGAUAUCGUCGAUAUUUUGUACAACAUCACGUCCAAGGAUUUGGAAGCAUACGGGAACGAGGAGAAGAUCGAGAAAGGACGGAAAAUGUAUCAGAGAGCUCUGAUGAUCGUUCUGCCCUACAAGGCAAGAGAAUCGUCGGAAAACUUAAAAGAUUUGUACACGAAACCGCCGAUAGUUCAAAUGAUAUCAGAUUCGGGCAGCGGUGAGCGUCUCGAAAUGGUCUUCAACGAUCGAUCGAAAGAAAAUGGUGGAUCGUCGGAAUCGAUCGAAAAUUUCGUCGAGAAGAAUCGAUACAAAAAUCAUCGAGAAAGUUAUUCGGACGUACGACCGGAGGUAUCGUCGAAGGAGGACCUGACUCCUGGAUCGGCACCGAUCAGAUUUAGUUUCAACCUGGACAACUUGGAGAACAAACCUCACACCGACCGAGAAGCGAAAUCGACGACGACCGUAGAUGCCGUUUUUCUGCCUACCGCCGCCGUUACUACCACGGACAAUUAUCGGGUUCGAGACAUCGAUCUGGUUCUCGAUACGAGGAACGACAACGAGAAAUCAAGUACCGAGGAGUUGACGAUCGAUCCGAACCCAUCCAAGCCGAAACAAGACGUUCUAUAUUCCGAUCAAUGGCGUUAUCACGCUCCGCCGCCUCAAAAUAUCCCCGAUGAAGAAGAGAUCGAGGAUCCGUCGGUCGUCCGAACGUCGCUCACGAAAUAUCCCGUAAUCGAGCGAGACGAGGUAUCACCGACGAUCCUCGUAAGCCCGCUCUCGUCGAAUUCGCAAACGUCCAAGUUCAAUACAACGUUGGUUCUGAAUUCCGGCGGAUUUCGUGGAGCAACGAGUACCGCGUCGACCGAGAGAACUCAUCGGACCGAACCGAUGAGGCAAGAAGUUAUGGACUUGUUAGCCUCGAUCGGUUUGCGCCCGCACAACGAAGGAAACGUCCAAGAUGUCGUCGAAGACGAAAAGAAGAACGUUUUCUACGACCGAUCGAGGAUUCCCAACGCGAACGGCGUAGCUCGUCCCCACGCGGCGUCUCUCGACGCCGAGACGACGUCCGACGGAGAUUCGGCGACGUCGGUCGAGGAUCAGGAUACCUUCCGAGAGACCGGUGCUUUCGAUUUGAACAAAGGUAUGGAGAAUUUAACGCCCGACGUGCGAUCGCUCUUUCAAAAAUUUGGCCUGCAAAGUUCCAACGAUCGAGGAUCCGCCGUAGCUGCUACCGUGACCACUCGCCGUACGCCUACGAAUUUGUACAAGAGCUUUAAGCCAUUGCCGACUUCGUCUAGCGUGCAAGACGAAGAGAUGAGAGAGUUUUUCGCGAGAUUUGGACUUGGCCUCAACAGGCAGCGCAAGGCCAUGAAGACCGAGAUUCCAUCGGUGAUCGAAGUCGUUCCCGUUAACAUGAGGACGAUAUUAGAAAAUAUCGGAUUGAUAUCGAAUUCUCGUAGGAAUUUCAAGAAUUCGAUCAAUUACACCUUGGAGGAGACCAAAUCCAAAUAUCACGUUUUCAAGCCACACGAAACGAUUUUUAAGGACGAUUAUCAGAGAUCGAAGAUCAAUGAAUUUUUAGAUACGGUUAAAUUGGUUCAACGAGGUAAAGCCGACGCCAAGGAUUUUCAAAAGGCCGCUACGGACUUGUUGGAGAAUACGAAGACUUUGUCCGGUGGUCCGGACCCUUUGAGUUUGGAGGAAAUCAUCAGAGUCUAUAACGAGGAUCUUAAAAACGAGGUGAAGAGACAGGAGGAGGAUGCUCGCGGCUCGACGAGCGAACGGAAUUCUACGGAAUCGAGCACGACCACCGACACCGAAACGACCGAAGAAUCGACGACGACAUCGGAUUUUGCGAGAGCUCCCGUCGAAUCGAAUACGGCGACGGAAACGACGACGUCCGCGACGACAACGUCGACCACAACGAAUAGAAAUUUAUUAGACUUAGAAAGUUCAUUCGGUGGAAGUACGCGAGCACCGGAUCCUGUUCUACCAGCCAAAAGAAAAACUGGCUUAUACUUUUUGGUAGAUUGGAACACGUUUCUCGAAGUCGGCGAGGAAGGUAGCGAGAAGAUCGAUUUAAGGUUCCAACCAAAGGCUGGCGACAGGUCAAGGUUUUUGCCGGUAACUGUACCUUGACUACGAACGAGAGAGAGAAAGAGAGAGAAAGCGUUAUAUAACACGAGUGAAAUGGACGCGUUAUAUGGCACAUUGCUUAGAAAGUAUCUCUUUUAUUUAUUAUACACGAUGAUCGUUAAUAACCGCUCGAUUAUGCAACAUUGUAUAUAAGAAAGAGAUUAUUUUAUCGUAUUUAUAUAUAUAUAUAUCCUUUGCGUAAACUUUAUAUUAAAUCGAAUAUCUUAAGACUAUUACGG
Molecule: messenger RNA, 2736 nt
Organism: Vespula pensylvanica (western yellowjacket)
Lineage: Eukaryota; Metazoa; Arthropoda; Insecta; Hymenoptera; Vespidae
Exons: 3
Coding region: 215-2500 (761 amino acids)
Source: RefSeq, a predicted model, not a curated record